UGAAGAAGUCACUUAUUCAGACAACGGAACUAAUUUUGUUGGAGAAGAUUUUAGAAUAUUCUUUAAUUCAGAAAUUACGAUGGAUAAUAAUCCUGUUAGUUCAGCAUGGUGACGUGAAUGAUGGGAAUCAAUAGUAGAAGAACCAUUAAGAAGAAACUUAGUAAAAAAUCUUUAGAAUAUAAAGAAUUGGUAACUUUAUUAUACGAUAUGAAAGCAAUUAUGAAUAACAGAUCAAUGACUUACGUAUCUCAAAAUGUAGAAGAUGUGUUACCACUUGGAUCCGUAAUGUUUCUCCAAGGAUUACCUAUAAGCAACGAAACUGUAGAUUUAGACACCAUCGACCGACAUUAUUUAGUUAGUAGAAUAGUAGAUGCGAGGUGUGAGUACCUAGCAAAGCUAGUGCUAUUUGGUCAAUGUAACUCAACUUUGUUAAAAGUUGGCGAUAUCGUAUAAUAUGAGGAAGUAAUUCCCGAAAAGGAUUGAAUAUUUAGAGUGGCUAAGAUUAAAACAGCACCCAUCGUAAUCAUUAGACCAUUUCAAAGAGUAUAACUAAUGGAAAUCAACGCAUUGGAUGAAAGAGAAUGGCUGUCAACUAAUGAAAGACAAAAUACAAAUAAUUUAUCAACUCAAGAUGUUCUCCAAGAAGAUGGUCCACAAGUAGGUGUUCCUCAAGAAGAGGUUCCUCAAGUUUCAGAGGAACAAGUUACCGUCGCCAGAUAAGGACGAAUUUCAGAACGUUUUGAGUUUUGCUUAAUUUUCUAUGAUAAAAUAAAAG
Messenger RNA from Psylliodes chrysocephalus, 775 nucleotides. NCBI's taxonomy places the organism in Eukaryota, Metazoa, Arthropoda, Insecta, Coleoptera, Chrysomelidae. The record is from the annotation of a GenBank genome assembly.